Molecule: messenger RNA, 1873 nt
Organism: Cimex lectularius (bed bug)
Lineage: Eukaryota; Metazoa; Arthropoda; Insecta; Hemiptera; Cimicidae
Gene: Cfp1
Product: CXXC-type zinc finger protein 1
Exons: 1
Coding region: 162-1751 (529 amino acids)
Biological process (GO): positive regulation of DNA-templated transcription
Cellular component (GO): Set1C/COMPASS complex
Molecular function (GO): zinc ion binding; DNA binding
Source: RefSeq, a predicted model, not a curated record
AGUUUGCAACCUUUUUAUGUUUAUUUGAACCAUCUAUCUUUGUAACCAGUGAGUGUACAUGGGUUUCAGCUUUUGUCAAUUUUCCAGUAAUAGUUGUUUUCGUAUAUAAACGGUUUUAAAUGUAUUAAAUAGAAUCGAUUCCUCCUUAAAAACGGUUGAAAAUGUCUGGAAGAUUGACGCAGGAACAGAUAGCGAAGCAGUUCCAGCUGCCGGAAAGGAAGUCGAAAAUAGCGUCUUUGCUUAGACAGGACGGCCAGGUGUACUGCAUAUGCCGUUCUUCAGAUUCUUCCAGGUUCAUGAUAGGAUGCGACCUAUGCGAGGAGUGGUUUCACGGCGACUGCAUCGGAAUAACCGAGAAGCAGGCCAAGAACAUCAAGCAGUAUUUCUGCGACAAGUGUCAAAGCGAAGACUCUACGCUCAAGCUUGUCUACAGGUCGAAGGUUGCCAAGCAGCAGAAGGACGAAGACGAAGACGAAUUCGUCUUGGAAACGAAAAGUAAGCCUUCGAAGAAAGAUCAGGUGAAACCGGUGCAGAAGAAGACCCCGUCAAAGGUGCACAAGUCGAGCGGUGGCUGUGGCGAUUGCAGCAAUUGUCGCCGCCCUGCAGACUGUGGAGCGUGCAGGGUGUGCAAAGAUAAGAAGAGCUCUUCAAAACGAUCCAAGGACAAGUGUAUUGCCAGGGUUUGUAAGAACAGGAAAAUUGAAUAUGAAUCGAGUUCUGAUGGUGAAAGCUCACCCAGAAGGCUCCUCGGGAACUCAGUUAAAGACGGCAUGCAAUGCUACGGCCCUCGUUGCACACAAGUGGCCCUUCCUAACAGCAAAUACUGCAGCCAGAAAUGUGGGAUAAGAUUGGCGACUAACAGGAUUUACCAAGUAUUGCCGCAAAGGCUUCAAGAAUGGAGCGUCUCCGCUUCUUACGCCGAUGUGGUAAAUCGAAAACAGUUGGAGAGCAUCAGGAAAAAGCAAGAGCUCGCAAGGGCACAGCUUCAAGUCUUGGACAAGCAGCAUGAAGAUUUAGAAAUGGUGCUCGAAAGGGCCAGGCACUCUACUGUACUUUCAACAGAAGACGAGCCGAGAAAAGGCAAAAGACAGAAAAAAGGAGAGGAAGAAUCUAGUAUAUACUGUAUAACUUGCGGCCAUGAGAUUCACACCGGUUCUGCGAUGAAGCACUUGGAAAAGUGUUUCAACAAAUACGAAAGCCAAGCGUCGUUCAGCUCCGUGUAUCGAACUAGGAUCGAAGGUUACAACAUGUUCUGCGACUUUUACAAUCCUAUUGCAAAGACUUACUGCAAGCGACUCAGAGUGCUCUGUCCGGAGCACCACAAAGACCCCAAGAUCGACCCGAAUGAGGUCUGUGGUUUCCCAUUUGUUGAGAAUGUCUUCGAAGAGACAGGCGAAUUUUGCAGAGAAUCGAAAAAACACUGCUUCAAACAUCACUGCUGGGAGAAGCUUCGUAAGGCCGAGAUCGACAUGGAGAGGGUGCGGCAAUGGCUCAAGAUCGACGAACUUCUGGAACAAGAGCGCCAGCUUAGAAGUCGAAUGUCUCAACGAGCCGGCGUCCUUCCUCUCAUGCUCCACUCGACUUACGAUCACGAAGUCAUGGAAUCCAUGACGGCUACCCAGGAAGAGGAAAAAUUAGCACAACUUGAACAGACACUUAGGAAAAACUACGACAAAGAACAGUUUGAAAACAUCAAGUUGACCUCCAAAAAUAAAAAGCUGCUUAAAGUUUUAACUGGGAGGAACAGCUAAUAUAUGUAUCUAUGUUAUAAAGUUUGUUCUGUACAGUUUUCUAGUCCUGCCAUCACUUUAACGUCAUAAUUUUAAAAAAAUCUUUUUUAAAUUUUAUUACAUGUACUGUAAAUUGUCUGUAA